Messenger RNA from Acanthaster planci (crown-of-thorns starfish), 805 nucleotides. RefSeq lists its product as uncharacterized. The record is from RefSeq and is a predicted model, not a curated record. NCBI's taxonomy places the organism in Eukaryota, Metazoa, Echinodermata, Asteroidea, Valvatida, Acanthasteridae.
AGCAACUUCAGUUCUGCCUGCACUAUAUGCACAACGAUGGCGCUUGAAGCCGGUAAAUUCUUCCAAGUUUGGCUGUCUUUUUAUUACGCAGUUGGUUUAACUAUGCAGCAACCUGUUGUGGGAGUAGAUCCCUGGGUGGAUGUCAACCAACCAACAACACUGACUUGUUUGCCGUCAGGGACACCUCGUGAGGUUGAGUGGAUCAAAUGCGUCGUCCAUGAACAAUCUUGUACCGCUAGUAGGCCGUCGAGUGAACUAGUUGUGAGAUUGCUUGGCAGUGAUGUAAAUUGGGGUGGGUCAAUAGAUAUAAGUCGUUUCCGUUUUGACAAAACACAAAGUAAUUAUCCUCUGACCAUCACAUCAGUGACAUUAGAAGAUGAAAGUGUAUAUAGUUGCCGGACCAAUGUCGCUGGUCAAGGAUAUCAGUCUGCUUCAGCACCAAUGAGGAUAAGAGUGCCACCCAGUUCCAUUGCAGUUGUUUACGACAGUACAUCACACAGCAGCAGCACUUCCAUCCCUAUUGUGGCUGGAGAGAAUCAUCAAUUUACCUGCAACACACCUGCUGUCAAGCCAGCAGCGACCUUAACCUGGACCAUCCCUGCCGGUGGCAGUUCAGACCAACCUCUUGGAAAUCAGACGAAUACUCCCAAUACCGGGAAUAACAAUCUGACCGAUAGCUACAAUACAGUUAUCGUAGACAUACCGAAGAACCCGGCUGUGUCCCAGAUAGUAUGCGCUGCCACCAAUAGACAAGAUGGGUCAAACGCUGCAGACAUAGACAUUGCCGUAACACUUCAAGUCCGAG